This is a messenger RNA of Rasamsonia emersonii CBS 393.64, 1491 nucleotides long. RefSeq lists its product as uncharacterized. Bases 1 to 1491 code for a protein of 496 amino acids. The record is from RefSeq and is a predicted model, not a curated record. The transcript has 4 exons. Lineage: Eukaryota; Fungi; Ascomycota; Eurotiomycetes; Eurotiales; Trichocomaceae. Gene Ontology annotation, molecular function: metal ion binding; protein binding; acid phosphatase activity.
AUGAGGUGCUCUCUGAUCACCGCCAGCCUGACGGCUGCUGCGGUCUUGCUCAACCCUGCUCUGGCCGCUUCCAAUGACACGACCCCCAUGCAGAUUCGUCUGGCCUAUGCCGGAUCGACGGGCAUGGUCGUCAGCUGGAACACCUACUCGAAGCUGGACCGUCCGACGGUCCGCUAUGGACUCACUCCCUGGGCCCUGACGAAGACGGCCUCGUCAAACGUCUCCGUCACGUACCCGACCUCGACGACGUACAACAACCAUGUCACCAUCACCGGGCUGGAGCCGGACACGGUGUACUACUACCAGCCCCAGAACAGCAACUCCUCCGUGCCCUACAGCUUCAAGACCAGUCGUGUGCCCGGUGACCACACCCCGUACACGAUCGCCGUGGCAGUCGAUCUGGGUCUCAUGGGCCCGGAUGGCCUCACCACGCACGUGGGCAACGGAGCCAGCAACCCGCUGGGUCCCAACGACACGAACACGAUCCAGUCGAUUGAGCAGAACCUGGACGACAUUGACUUCCUGUGGCACCCCGGUGACAUCGCCUAUGCGGACUACUGGUUGAAGGAGGAGAUCCAGGGCUUCCUGCCCAACACGACGAUUGCCGAUGGGGCCAAGGUCUACGAGUCUCUGCUGAACCAGUACUACGACGAGAUGACCCCGAUCACCUCGAAGAAGCCCUACAUGGCGACAACGGCGGCACCACGGACAAGGCACACAACGGAUAGGACCUACACGGUGAGCAUCUGCCAGCAGGGCCAGACCAACUUCACCGGCUACAUCAACCACUUCCGCAUGCCGAGCCCGCAGUCCAAGGGACUGGGCAACUUCUGGUACUCGUUCGACCACGGCAUGGUGCACUACAUCCAGCUCGACACCGAGACCGACCUGGGCCACGGCUUCAUCGCUCCGGACGAGCCCGGUGGCCCUGAGGGCGAGGACGCGGGCCCGUUCAGCAACCUGCGGGAUGCGCAGACCAACUGGCUGCAGCAGGACCUGGCGUCGGUGGACCGCAACAAGACUCCUUGGACUGUCGUCGCGGGCCACCGCCCGUGGUACAUCAGCGCCUCAAACGACAGCAGCACCAUCUGCGAAGCCUGCCGUGAGGUCUUCGAGCCACUCUUCCUGCAGUACGGCGUCGACCUAGUGCUGUCCGGACACGUGCACGCAUACGAGCGCAACGCGCCCAUCCGCACCUUCGACGUCGACCCGAACGAGCUCAACAACCCGAGCGCGCCGUGGUACAUCACCAACGGCGCGGCCGGCCACUACGACGGCCUGGACACCCUCAAUUACCCGCUGCAGCCGUACGCGCGGUACGCGCAGGACACGGCCUACGGCUGGAGCCGGCUGACGUUCCACAACUGCACGCACCUGACGCACGAGUUUGUCGCCAGCCGCAACGGCACGGUCCUCGACAGGGCGACGCUGUUCAAGGAUCGGAAGUGCCAAGGCAACGACAAUAGCCAGGGUCAGCAGGGUCAGCUGUAG